CAAACCAUAAUAUUUCCUAAUAUAUUCAAGUAAUUCUUAUUCAUUUUACCGUAUAUGUGUGUUGUUUCUGACAGCUUCAAUUAGCCUUGUUUGUCAGCUGUGAAUUCAGUCACAUCGCGACUGUCAAAAUGGCCACUGAGUUUUUUUUGUGGCCGUGUAUUAAAACUAAAUCUGAUUAUUUCUGCUAAAAAAUUUAACUAAUAAUUAUCAAAAAGCGUUAAUUAUCCAACAUUACGAUAUGUGUAUGUGAAAAUUAAACGGCGAAACUAGUGAAAGUGCGUAAAAUAACUACUGAACUGUGAUUUUUAAAAUCAAGCGAGAACUGCAAACAGCAGACUUUCGCUUAUAUUGCUAUUGCGAUGACCACUCACAGUGCUGGGGACAAAAGUUCUACUACUCUAGAGCUGUCCACAACUAGCAGUGAUGAUAGUAAUACGAGUCUGAAUUCGAAGGAACUGCGCAAUCACGAUGAUGGCACAUUGUUCUUUAAGAAGGUCGGCAGUGCGCUCAUGUAUGGCAUGGCGUCAUUUAUGAUAACCGUCGUAAACAAGACGGUUCUUACAUCUUAUCAUUUUCCAUCAUUUCUGUUUCUCAGCCUCGGACAGUUAUCAGCCAGUAUUUUUGUACUUGGACUUGGUCGACGAAUGAAAUUUGUUACUUACCCACCUUUAAAACGAAAUACAUUUAUGAAAAUUUUUCCAUUGCCAUUAAUAUUUCUUGGAAACAUGAUGUUUGGAUUAGGUGGCACAAAGGAGUUAAGUUUGCCAAUGUUUGCCGCACUUCGACGCUUUUCAAUUUUAAUGACCAUGUUACUGGAAUUGAAAAUACUUGGGGUGAGACCUUCAUUCACGGUACAAGUUAGCGUUUACGCUAUGAUUGCUGGGGCAUUGCUAGCUGCAUCCGAUGAUCUGUCCUUCAAUAUGAAAGGAUACACCUUUGUAAUGAUAACUAAUGCGCUGACUGCAUCGAAUGGUGUGUAUGUCAAGAAGAAGUUGGAUACUUCAGAAAUUGGAAAAUAUGGUUUAAUGUUCUACAAUUCGCUAUUUAUGUUUAUGCCGGCGCUGUUUUUUACUUAUUUCACUGGGGAUUUGGAAAAAUCACUAACUUUCAAUCAAUGGCAAAAUCCCUAUUUUGUUAUACAAUUUUUAAUGAGUUGUUUCAUGGGCUUCAUUUUACAGUAUAGCACUAUGCUAUGCACGCAAUAUAAUUCGGCACUAACAACAACAAUAGUUGGCUGCUUAAAGAACAUAUGUGUAACAUAUCUUGGGAUGUUUAUCGGUGGUGACUACAUUUUCUCAUGGCUUAAUUGUAUUGGAAUUAAUAUCAGCGUUUUUGCAAGUUUACUAUACACAUACAUAACAUUCAGACGGAAGCAAGCACCUGAUAAGGAACUGCUGAUACCAACAACGAGAGGAGUAGCAGUGUAGCAGUCUAAGAAAUUGUACUUGUAGAUAUUUAUUAACUAAUGUGCAGUUUGUACUAAUAAGUCAUUCAAUACAAUGAAAAAGUUUCUAUUGUAAAAUAUACGUUUAUAUAAAUAUGUAUGUAUUUAUGAUUUAAUUUGGAAAAAGAAGACACUACAAACAGUAGAAAACGAAGCUAAAUUCGAAAUUUUAGCAGAUAUUCACUAAAAUAUAUAUAUUAAUAUAAAUAUAAAAUAAGUAUAUGUACGAAGUAAAUACAUUCAUACUAGAACGAGGCAUUAAAUGUAUGUAUGCAUGUAUUGAUAUUUCAUAUUUUAUAAACACAAAUAGCCAUGUAAUUCAUUAAUUUUAGUUCUUAAAAAUUUGCCAAAGCCAUAGUUAUACGUUCAUAAUGUGUAGCAUUGAAUUUUAUGUUCCGAUUUCAGGGUGGGCUGCAAUUUGUUAUCAAAUAAUUUGUGGAUGUUUAUAAAAAAAAUUGCAUGCAACAGAAGUGUCAUAGUCACUAGCUCCGCCGUGAGCAAUGUAUGUAACUUUGCUAUUGUUUUAAGUAAACCAAACACAAAAAAUUAUAUAAUAAAUAAAACUCUUUAUUUUAGUCAAAC
Molecule: messenger RNA, 2026 nt
Organism: Ceratitis capitata (Mediterranean fruit fly)
Lineage: Eukaryota; Metazoa; Arthropoda; Insecta; Diptera; Tephritidae
Gene: frc
Product: UDP-sugar transporter UST74c
Exons: 1
Coding region: 360-1427 (355 amino acids)
Cellular component (GO): Golgi apparatus
Molecular function (GO): GDP-fucose transmembrane transporter activity; antiporter activity
Source: RefSeq, a predicted model, not a curated record